GGCCGGGGGGCGGCCAUGCCGCUGCUGGCGGGCGGGAGGCGGGUCCGGAUGCCGGCCCGGGGCUGCGGCCUCGGCCCCGGCCCCGACCUCGUCGGGCAACAUCCCGUCUUACAGGAAAGAGCCGUCAGCCUCACGAGUCAGCCCAUCCAGCGUGUGGGACCCCGGGGCCUCCUCUACGUUCAACAGAGAGAGCUCGCGGUGACCUCCCCAAACGACGGCUCCGUCUCCAUCCUGGGUUCCGACGAUGCCACCACCUGUCACAUCGUGGUCCUGAGAGACACAGGGAACGGGGCCACCUGUCUGGCCCACUGUGACGGUUCCGACACCAGAAGUGAUGUCUCGCUCCUGUUGAGAGUCAUAAAAUCCGUACCUCGCCCGGGACAAAGUGGAAGGCUGGAAGUGCAUCUGAUUGGAGGUUUCAGGGAUGACAGGCAGCUGUCCCAAGAACUUACUUCUCAGCUUCUUAAUGAAUUUGAUCAACAGGAAGACGACGUUCACUUAGAGACCUUCUGCGUGACGGAAUUAAAUGACCGCGAGGAAGGCGGAGAUCACUUUCCAAUCAUUUAUGGGAUCGGUGUCAGGGUGAAGAAUGGGGAGAUUUUCAGAGCCUCGUUUCCCGAGAGGGGUCCAGAGGAGGAUCUGCGCUCCGCCCGCUCUUUAUCUGGAGGCCCCAUGAUCAGCAUUUAUGAUGUUGAGACAGAGCAACUCCGUAUCGGACCUUAUUUCUGGAAGCCUUUUCUCAAUGUGGAUUUUUGGCUGCAACAGGAUGACAGACAACUAUUAGAGGAUUUUUCUACUUCUCCCCGUGCUGAGCCGCCCCACUUCGUGGCCCAGAUUAGGUCAACCAUGACCUUCUUGAAAAAAUACCCUUUUCCCUCGUCGCUGUUCCCCGGAAACAAAGCCCUCCUCUAUCAAAAAAACAAAGACGGCUUAUGGGAGGAGGUGCCUGCCGCUGUGGACGACGACCCAAAGAAAGCCCGGGCUUAGCGUGGCUCGCCCUGGCGAAGGAAACCAGCUCCGCGUUUGGCAGGGAUCUGCUCUUGGCGGAUCGUAAGGGCCACGGGCCUCUGGCUUUCAAAUGCUUUUCGAAAUAAAAGAGGUUGGCACAGGUA
Ornithorhynchus anatinus (platypus) is the source of this 1112-nucleotide messenger RNA. RefSeq names its product N-terminal asparagine amidase (gene NTAN1). The record is from RefSeq and is a predicted model, not a curated record. Lineage: Eukaryota; Metazoa; Chordata; Mammalia; Monotremata; Ornithorhynchidae. Gene Ontology annotation, biological process: ubiquitin-dependent protein catabolic process. The coding region runs from base 16 to 987 and encodes 323 amino acids. The transcript has 10 exons. Gene Ontology annotation, molecular function: protein-N-terminal asparagine amidohydrolase activity. Gene Ontology annotation, cellular component: nucleus.